Messenger RNA from Ipomoea triloba (trilobed morning glory), 506 nucleotides. Its product is annotated as EG45-like domain containing protein. The record is from RefSeq and is a predicted model, not a curated record. The transcript is spliced from 3 exons. Lineage: Eukaryota; Viridiplantae; Streptophyta; Magnoliopsida; Solanales; Convolvulaceae. Bases 16 to 432 code for a protein of 138 amino acids.
CCAAUCAACGUAACAAUGUCGUCGAUGUCAAAGCUCCCUCUUCUUCUCUACUAUCUCUUUCUUCUCCUUCAUCUUUCCCUCGCUGAUAUAGGCACUACAAGCCAGUACAGUCCACCGUACACCCCCACGGCUUGUUUCGGGAGCGACCGUUCGCAGUUCCCGUCGAGCAAUUACUUCGCGGCGGCCGGCGAGGGGAUAUGGGACAAUGGGGCGUCUUGCGGGCGGCAGUAUUUGGUGAGCUGCAUAAGCUCGGUUUUGCCCAAAGCUUGUAAGAAAGACCAAACCAUUCAGAUAAAGAUCGUGGACAGGGCUCAAACUUCGGUUUCUAGGCCUACCAAGCCCGGAACCACAAUGGUUCUUUCUAAUGCUGCUUUUGCUGCCAUUGCCAAUCCUUCUGCUACAUCAUUAAAUAUCGAAUUUCAACAGGUGUGAAUUCAAGAGGUCUUGGCUUUAGGUUUUGGCAGACUUGGUCAAUACAUUGAAGAUGUUUCUAGAAAACUUUAGCC